Beauveria bassiana ARSEF 2860 is the source of this 1272-nucleotide messenger RNA. RefSeq names its product Arylacetamide deacetylase. The transcript is spliced from 3 exons. The record is from RefSeq and is a predicted model, not a curated record. The coding region runs from base 1 to 1272 and encodes 423 amino acids. NCBI's taxonomy places the organism in Eukaryota, Fungi, Ascomycota, Sordariomycetes, Hypocreales, Cordycipitaceae. Gene Ontology annotation, molecular function: hydrolase activity.
AUGAUCUUCGAGCCGCAGUCCCUGCUGGACCACGCCGUGACCCUCGGCAUCAUCACGCCGCAGGUCAUCCGGCAAGCUGGACCUGUACGCGGAACCAUUGCGCUUCUGAAACUUCUUUUCGUAUUCUGUAGGCUUCCUCUUCCUCACCUCGACAGUCUUGAUAGCUUCCUUCUUAUUCUGACCUUGUGUGAAAAAAACAACAAAAAAGUUCCCAAAGCUACCCUCCAACUAGUGUGGACGCGAUACCUGACGGCGCGCAAGAACCGGCCGCUGUACGUGCAGCAGGCCAACAUUGCCGAGGACCUUGCACUGCGCCUGCUGCGCUGGUCCGCCGUCAACUUACACCCGCGCGUGCUGCGCGCCGUCACGGACCGCCCAGCCGCGGCGCAAGUCAUCAAGUGGCGCGCGUACCGCAACGGCUGGACGAAGUAUGAUGAGCAGGUGGAGGAAAAGGUCCUGGAAGAGGGCCCCGAGAAAACAGAGGGCAUCUGGGUCAGACAUGACAGGACCAAGAGGCACGACAUUAUCCUCUUGUAUAUACACGGUGGCGGCUACGCUGUGCUCUCGGCCAAGUUCUACCUCGAGUUCCAGCUCGCGGUGCAGAGCAGCUUGCUCGAGGCGGGCUACGAGAACCCGGCCAUCUUCAGCCUCGACUACACGCUGGCACCGGACAAGCACUUCCCGGGACAGCUCAACGAGGCCGUGCUAGCCUACAAGGAGGUCCUCGCAGCGGCCGACCCCGACACAAAAAUUUGCGUGGGCGGCGACUCGGCGGGCGGUAUGCUGACGCUGACGCUGCUGCAGGAGCUCGCGGCGCGCAAGCUGCGCGACGAGCCUCUGCGGCACCCUGACCUGGGCCUGCUCAUCUCGCCGUGGGUGACGCUAAAGACACACCUGCACCGGCGAUCUAGCCUCGACUACAUCCAGCCAGACACGCUCGCACGCUUCGCCGAGCUAUAUACGGGCGGCGGGGGGGUUGGACUGUACCAGGCGCCCGCAUCGCCGGGCAGCUGCCAGGAUGAGGGCAUUUGGGAGGCGGCGCGGCCGGGGCGCGGCUACAUCGUGACGUACGGCGAGGAGGAGGGGCUGGCCGAUGACAUCAAGUACCUGAUUCAGCACCAGAAAUCACGCGGCACCGAGGUGCGGGUGCUAAUGGACGCGGGCGGCGUGCAUGUGUGGCCGGUCGUUUCGCUGCAGUUUUGCACGACCAAGGAGCGGCGCGUGUUAGGAAUCCAGUCUAUAGUCAGAGAAAUUAGAAGCGCGUUGGCAUAA